AUGAUGUCUUAUCUUAAGCAACCACCUUAUGCAGUCAAUGGCCUGAGUCUCACAACCUCGGGCAUGGAUUUGUUGCAUCCGUCCGUCGGUUAUCCCGGGCCUCUGGCUCCGUUCGCAGCCACCCCGCGGAAGCAGCGGCGGGAGCGCACGACCUUCACCCGGGCGCAGCUGGAUGUGCUGGAGGCUCUUUUCGCCAAGACCCGCUACCCCGACAUCUUCAUGCGGGAGGAGGUGGCUCUGAAAAUCAACCUGCCCGAGUCCAGAGUGCAGGUGUGGUUUAAAAACCGCCGAGCCAAAUGCCGGCAGCAGCAGCAGCAGCAGCAGAACGGGGGCCAGAACAAGGUACGGCCGGCAAAGAAGAAGAAUUCUCCAGCCCGGGAAGUGAGCUCAGAGAGCGGGACCAGCGGGCAGUUCACUCCCCCCUCCAGCACCUCAGUCCCCACCAUCUCCAGCAGCAGUGCCCCUGUGUCCAUCUGGAGCCCGGCGUCCAUCUCCCCGCUCUCAGACCCCCUGUCCACCUCUUCCUCCUGCAUGCAGAGAUCCUAUCCCAUGACCUACACCCAGGCAUCAGGCUACAGCCAAGGAUACGCUGGAUCGACCUCCUAUUUCGGAGGGAUGGACUGUGGAUCUUACUUGACCCCUAUGCACCACCAGCUGCCCGGGCCGGGGGCCACCCUGAGUCCCAUGGGCGCCAACGCGGUCACCAGCCACCUCAACCAGUCUCCAGCCUCCCUCUCCACCCAGGGCUAUGGAGCCUCCAGUUUGGGCUUUAACUCCACCACCGAUUGCUUGGAUUAUAAAGACCAAACCGCCUCCUGGAAGUUAAACUUCAAUGCUGACUGCUUGGAUUAUAAGGACCAGACGUCGUCAUGGAAGUUCCAGGUUUUGUGA
This is a messenger RNA of Serinus canaria (Common canary), 891 nucleotides long. It is a transcript of the gene OTX2, whose product is annotated as orthodenticle homeobox 2. Lineage: Eukaryota; Metazoa; Chordata; Aves; Passeriformes; Fringillidae. Gene Ontology annotation, molecular function: RNA polymerase II cis-regulatory region sequence-specific DNA binding; DNA-binding transcription factor activity, RNA polymerase II-specific. The record is from RefSeq and is a predicted model, not a curated record. The transcript is spliced from 3 exons. Gene Ontology annotation, cellular component: nucleus. Gene Ontology annotation, biological process: multicellular organism development; regulation of transcription by RNA polymerase II. Bases 1 to 891 code for a protein of 296 amino acids.